Molecule: messenger RNA, 944 nt
Organism: Periconia digitata
Lineage: Eukaryota; Fungi; Ascomycota; Dothideomycetes; Pleosporales; Periconiaceae
Source: the annotation of a GenBank genome assembly
CAGACAUAUGGUGCGGCUUCAAAAUCAAGCAAGUCCUAAAAGACGAAAGAACAGGCAGAGUAUGGUACGAGUGGCAGCAAAUAGUAUCGUUCACCACGCGCUUCGUCGACUCCAACACUGGUUUUAUUUUCUGUCUCGACUUUCCCAGGGACAUGCAAGCCCAAUUGCAUAACAAAAUCAUAUCUAAGAAGAUAUAUUGCCCUUGGAAGUGGCAGGUUCUCUUCAUAGAAACCAUGAGAGAUUUAUAUGACGCAUCAGUAUGGUCGUUAAGAGACUGCGUUAGGAAAGCCGAAAAAAGCCGAUCGCAGAAUGUCCACGAUGAUAGAUUCCAGCCUGAUUUUGUUUACCUACAUGACAUGGCUCGGCAUGUGGAUCAUUCUAACGAAACACUGGAUAUCGCUGUCGAUACGGUUCGGUGUGUUCGGAAGAGCAGUAAAGUGUUUGAUAGUAAUAGUAGCUCUGCACAUGGGAUCUCGAGAGACGAGAGGCCUUUAGAGUUCCAAGAUAGGUUGUUCGGUCUGGAAAAAGAACUUAAAGGUAUCAAGCGACGGUCGCAAUCCCUGACAGAGCGUCUCCGUAGUGAGAUCAAUCUGGCUUUCAGCCUAGUAGCUCAGCGCGACAGCCGCGUGAUGGUGGAAAUUGGUCAGGACAGCAAGUCCGACAACAGGAAUGUACGAUCUAUAGCCAUUGUGGGUCUCAUUUAUCUUCCGGGUACAUUUAUCUCUGGUCUGUUCGGAAUGAGCUUUUUUGAACUCAUGGAAGAUGGCAACGGUCAUCAUGUUUGGCAGGUUUCGGAGCGGCUUUGGCUUUACUGGGCUAUUACGAUACCUUUGACGGUUCUCACGAUUAUUGUAUGGGUGGUUUUCUUCCAUGGUGAGGGUUUGAAGCGACAUUUAGGGGGGUUGAAGAGACGAUCGAGGGGUUUGAUAGAAGUCAAGGCAUGA